AUGACAGAGAAAAAACAAUUCAUCGCUACGGAGCCAAGCGAUAAGAUUAGAUUCACGGCGGAAUCGCAAGACGAACAGAAGACUGUUUUGAAGAUAACAAAUCAGAGUGAAAUGAAGCAAGCAUUCAAAGCGUGUAAUGUUUCUGAUUUCAUUCUUCUGAAGCUCUUUAUUUUCAGAGGGGGCCAAGGAAAACCUCCAGUUGAGAAACAACAAUUCGGAGUUUAUCAUAUUCCUGCACCUGAGAAUUGUACGUGUGAAGGAGCAUGGGCAGAGCAUUAUGGACCACCACAAGGAGAACAUAAAUUGAAAGUUGUAUUCAAUGAAUAA
Messenger RNA from Caenorhabditis remanei, 327 nucleotides. RefSeq lists its product as uncharacterized. NCBI's taxonomy places the organism in Eukaryota, Metazoa, Nematoda, Chromadorea, Rhabditida, Rhabditidae. The record is from RefSeq and is a predicted model, not a curated record. The coding region runs from base 1 to 327 and encodes 108 amino acids. The transcript has 3 exons.